This is a messenger RNA of Plasmodium knowlesi strain H, 2049 nucleotides long. RefSeq names its product U4/U6.U5 tri-snRNP-associated protein 2, putative. Gene Ontology annotation, molecular function: zinc ion binding; cysteine-type deubiquitinase activity. Gene Ontology annotation, biological process: mRNA processing; protein deubiquitination; spliceosomal complex assembly. Lineage: Eukaryota; Apicomplexa; Aconoidasida; Haemosporida; Plasmodiidae. The record is from RefSeq and is a predicted model, not a curated record. Bases 1 to 2049 code for a protein of 682 amino acids. The transcript has a single exon.
AUGGAAAAGAAAGGGAGAAAGAAGAACCCAGAUGACAAGGUUCAUUCUGGUAACAAACGGGGGAGGAAGAAAAAGGAGAGUUUAUCGGAGGAGGUGGAAAAAAUGGACGGGAACGAUGAGGCGAAGGAGACAGAUCAAGCUGGAGAGGCCAAUCAGACAAUCCCGACAGAGGCCACCAAUGUAACCUCUUUAACGGACGAACGACGCCUUAUCCCGAGGGGCGCGGGCAGAGGGAGGGGCAGGGUUUGCCCAUAUCUGCGUACCAUCAACAGAAACUUAUUGGACUUUGAUUUCGAAAAGUUGUGCAGCAUCAGCAUGUCCAACCUUCACGUAUACGCAUGCCUAGUUUGUGGGGUUUACUUCCAAGGAAUAGGAAAAGGAACACACGCAUACACACAUGCACUGGAAAAAAACCAUUACGUCUUCAUCAAUUUGGAAACAUGCAAAACUUGUUGCCUUCCAGAAAAUUACGAAAUAGAAGAUGCAUCUCUAAAUGAUAUAAAAUAUUUUCUAAAACCCACGUAUAGUAGAGAUCAAGUAGAAUACAUUUGUCGUAAUUCUAUUUUGGGAAAAUCGCUAGACGGAGCAGAUUUCUUUCCUGGAUUUGUAGGACUCAAUAAUUUAAAACAUACUGACUACUGCAAUGUUAUUAUUCAGCUUGUGUGUAGUAUUAUUCCAUUAAGGAACUUUUUUUUAGUAUUCGAAAAUAAGAAAUAUGUCAGCAAAAAUAUCGUUUCCUCUUUAUCAGAAUUGAUUAAAAAAAUUUUUAACCCUCGAAAUUUCAAGGGCGUUGUUUCUCCACAUGAGUUCCUACAAACAGUGGGUAUUGAAUCCAAGAAAACCUUCAAAAUUGGAUCUAAAAAUGAUCCGCUAGAUUUUUUCCUCUGGCUAAUUAGUAAAAUACAUAGGUAUCAAGAGAGGGCGCUGCGGAAGGGUACUAAAAGUAUGAUGGGGAAGAAGAGGAAAAUUAGUAAAAGUGGAGAAAAGGAUAAAAGGGCGGAUGGUCAAUCGGGCGAACAAAAUAAAAGACAGGAAGAGGAUGAAGAAGAUGAAGAGGUGGACGAUGAAGAAGGCAAAAUUCAACCUGGACACCACCUCUCGCAGUUGAAUGCUAUGUUGUCUUCCUCCAGCGAGUCAUACAUGUCGGAAGAAGCUGUCCCUGGUAUAGAUUUACCAACGAAAAGGAAAAAGAAAAAAAAAAAAAAAAAAUGGAAGUACGACAAGGUAAACAUUAUCGACUAUUGCUUUGAUGGGGAAUUAAUUAUCAAAACGAAAAAAAAAAAAAAAAAAAAAAGUUCCGAAGGAGAUGAAAAUAUGAGCAGUACGCAUAAUACAAAAAAGAGAGAAAAGAAUGAUACGUACCAUGAACGGAAUGCACGUGAAGAUGGCAAAUUUUCUAACCACUUGAAUAAUGAAGGAGGAGUGGAGAAUGACAUGAGCAAUUCGGACGAGGAUGAUACAGACUUGCAGGAUGGAGAAGAAUUGAACGAAGAAAAAAAUUACGUAACAGAAAAAAUUCCAUUUCGAACACUUUCCUUGAAGUUGCCCAACCCACCCAUUUUUAAAAGCACAACAGAAAGUAACAUCAUACCACAGGUAUCCAUUUUCGAGCUCUUGACAAAAUUUGAUGGAGAAACGGAAUCCUUUUUAAAUGAGAAAUCGGAGCCAAGCACUUUAAUCCUUUCCAAGUUACCUAAAUAUUUAGUGUUUACCAUUAAGAGGUUUUCUAAAAAUAAUUUUUUUGUCGAAAAAAAUGGCACCAUUGUUAAUUUUGUCAUAAAAAACUUAGACAUGAAGGAUUAUAUACAUGAAGAUUAUCUGGAGAAAAAUCCUGUGACCAAGUAUAACUUAAUUGCUAAUAUUUUUCACAGUGGCUCCGUUAACAAUGGCACCUACAAAAUCCAUGUCCUCAACCAGGCGUCCAAUGAGUGGUAUGAAAUGGAGGAUCUGCACGUGAUUACCGUUUUGCCGCAGCUAGUUCUCCUACCCGAGUCUUGUGUGCAGUUGUAUCAGCGCCAAGAUGUGCAACUCAACGGGGAGGUCCCCUAA